AACUACCACCUCUAUUUUAUUCAUUCCAUUUGUCCAAAUUUUCACACACAAAAGAAUAUGUCAAUUUCUCAGCUGGCUGGCUGGCCGAGUUUUCUAGCUGGCUCCUCAUUUUUCAGUCUGGCACAACACUAACAUAUCAUUAAAUAUUAAUAUAAAUCUAUUACACAACUCAGUUGUUAAAAAUCUUAAAACCCCUUCUUUUUUUGACUGUUUCAGUUCUGGGUUUCUCUCUGUUUCAGCUCAGAUGCUUUAAAAGGUGCAAUCUUUCUGCUCUUUAUCUAGUAAUCUUUGGUGGGUAUUUUUUAUUUUAGUGUUUUUGAUUGAAUCUUGCUGAAUCUUGAAAAAAUCUGGGGUUUUGGGCUCUGUUUUAGCUCAAGAUUUCAUCUUUAGAUCUGUUAAAAUGAUAGAGACCUGUGUGUUUAAGUUGCUCAUCUGGGUUUUUUGUGUAUUUUUGUAUUUUGCUUGCUUUUCUUGUCAAUUUGUUCCCGCUGAUAAGUAUUAUAUAAAUUGUGGAUCAAAUGAAAAUGUUACCAUUGGUAGUCAGGUUUAUUUGGCUGAUAAUUUAGCUUCAAAGUAUCUUUCUAGCCCAGAUAAUAUUUUAGAGGCUACCACCUCAAAUUCUAUUCCACAGACUGAUGAGUUUGGUCUGUAUAAGAAUGCUAGAAUUUUCACAAAAAGUUCCAAGUAUACCUUUAAGAUUAGCCAAAAGGGGAGGGUUUGGAUCCGGCUUUACCUUUCCCCGUUUGUGUUUAACACUUAUAAUCCAAGUUCAGCAAAGUUUUUGGUUUCAAUUCCCAACCAUGUGUUGCUCAAUGAUUUUAAAUCUGAUUCUGUUGCUAAGAGAGAAUUUUUAGUGAACAUAACUUCCGAUUCACUUGUAAUCACUCUUUCGCCUUCCGAGAAUUCCUUUGCGUUCUUGAAUGCUCUAGAAGUUGUUUCGGCCCCGGAUUUCCUUAUCACUGAUGAUGCACAAGGUGUUAGUCCUGCAGUCAAGUUCGAAGGUUUGCCAACACAGGCGUUGCAGACCAUUAGAAGGGUUAAUAUGGGAGGGCCGACCGUCACUGCCAAAAAUGAUACACUGGGUCGAACUUGGGAACCUGACACGAAAUAUCUUUUGGAUUCUAAUCUUGCUAGAAAUGUAUCAAAAAUAAAUUCUGUCAGGUAUCCUUCGGGAGGAGCUACAGCGGAGUUUGCUCCAAAAACCGUUUAUGGUACUGCCACAAAGAUGAGAUCAGAAGAUGACCCUGGCAGCAAUUUUAAUGUUACAUGGGAUUUCCCUGUUGAUCAGGGGUUUCGAUAUUUUGUACGCUUUCAUUUUUGCGAUGUUGCAAGUAAUUCUACCAAUGAUUUGUACUUCAAUGUGUACCUUGGUCCCUCAAAUGUUUUGCCUGACUUUGAUCUGACGACCAUAAAUCAGAAUUUUCUGGCUACUGCGGUAUAUAGGGAUUUUGUUACUUCAACCAUAUCUAGCAGUAAUCUUCGUGUGAGUAUUGGGCCAUCUUCUUUUGGUAACAGCUAUCCUGAUGCAAUCCUUAAUGGACUCGAGAUAAUGAAGAUAAAUAAUUCUGUUGGAAGCCUUGGUGGAGUGGACACUGUGCCAUCUUCGUCAGGAUCAGGCUCAAAGUCAAAUGUUGGGGUGAUUGUAGGUGUAAUAGCGGGGAUUGCAAUUGUUCUGUUCAUUGUUGGACUGUUCUUUUAUAUUCGCAGGAAAAGGAGACUGGAACGACUUCACCAUUCAAAAACAUGGGUCCCUCUGUCUGUCAAUGCGUCCUACACAAUGGGUAGUAAAUUCUCUAAUGGAACAACUACCAGUGCCGGAUCAGACUUUGGCUACCGAUGUCCUUUUGUGGCAGUUCAAGAGGCAACUAAUAAUUUUGACGAGAGCUGGGUUAUUGGGAUUGGUGGUUUUGGGAAGGUUUACAAGGGAGAGUUCAGUGAUGGCACAAAAGUAGCAGUUAAAAGGGGUAAUCCCAGGUCACAGCAAGGUUUGGCAGAAUUCCGUACCGAAAUUGAAAUGCUUUCGCAAUUUCGUCAUCGGCAUCUUGUUUCCUUGAUAGGCUACUGUGAUGAAAAGAGUGAAAUGAUUCUAAUAUACGAGUAUAUGGAGAAUGGAACUCUUAAGAGUCAUUUGUAUGGCUCUGGUCUUCCUAGCUUGGGUUGGAAGGAGAGACUCGAGAUAUGCAUUGGAUCAGCUAGAGGACUUCACUACCUUCAUACUGGAUAUGCGAAAGCUGUUAUUCAUCGUGAUGUAAAGUCUGCAAACAUAUUGCUCGAUGAAACAUUUUUGGCAAAGGUUGCUGAUUUUGGGCUCUCAAAAACUGGACCCGAAUUAGAUCAAACCCAUGUGAGUACAGCAGUGAAAGGGAGUUUUGGGUACCUUGAUCCCGAGUAUUUUAGAAGGCAACAGCUCACGGAAAAAUCGGAUGUGUAUUCAUUUGGUGUUGUUCUUUUUGAAGUUCUAUGUGCAAGGCCUGUUAUAGAUCCAUCUCUUCCUAGGGAGAUGGUCAACUUGGCUGAAUGGGCAAUGAAGUGGCAGAAGCGAGGACAACUGGAUCAAAUUAUAGAUCCUAAUCUUGCAGGGAAGAUCAAACCAGAUUCUCUUCGAAAGUUUGCAGAAACCGCAGAGAAAUGUUUAGCUGAUUUUGGUGUUGAUCGGCCCUCUAUGGGAGAUGUCCUUUGGAAUCUUGAGUAUGCGCUUCAACUUCAGGAGGCAGUUCUUCAUAAUGAUCCCGAAGAGAACAGUACCAACAUUAUCCGCGAGCUAUCUCCUCAACUCAAUAACUUCAAUAAUGAUGACUCCACCACAUCAGCUGGACAGCAUGACAUGUCAGUCGUGGAUGAUGAUCUUUCAGGUGUUUCGAUGAGCAGAGUUUUCUCUCAACUGGUGAAGUCCGAAGGCAGAUAAGUUCUUCCAAAUGGUAUUUCAUUCUCAUUCAUAUUUUAAAGCUCCCACAUUCUUUUGCGCGUUGAGGGACAAAUUAUUCAAACAGAGUCCGUGCAGCCAAUGCAUUUUCACCUCUCAGAAUGUCUGAAGCACUCUGAUAAAGGAAUGUAAUUGCGUUGCAUGCUCCACAGAUGCAUAAUCGUGGUCUGCCCAGACGGUGGUUCUUAUAAAGUUCGCCAUUAUAUUUUUAGUUGUUUGGAAGAUGUGAAAUACAGUAGAUGUUUUAUUAGCAUGUAAUGUUGAUCUUUGAUAGAAUUUAGUUUAUUCUCUAGUUUGUUUCUUCCUCUAUUUGAAAAGUACAGCAAUUUGUUCAUCCCAUGGUUUCUGAUUGAUUAAAUUUCUAGAGCAAUAUCAUUUUCUCAACACA
This is a messenger RNA of Daucus carota subsp. sativus, 3311 nucleotides long. Its product is annotated as receptor-like protein kinase HERK 1. The record is from RefSeq and is a predicted model, not a curated record. Gene Ontology annotation, molecular function: ATP binding; transmembrane receptor protein tyrosine kinase activity. The transcript has a single exon. Bases 401 to 2905 code for a protein of 834 amino acids. Gene Ontology annotation, cellular component: plasma membrane; plasmodesma. Gene Ontology annotation, biological process: protein autophosphorylation. NCBI's taxonomy places the organism in Eukaryota, Viridiplantae, Streptophyta, Magnoliopsida, Apiales, Apiaceae.